Molecule: messenger RNA, 815 nt
Organism: Wyeomyia smithii (pitcher-plant mosquito)
Lineage: Eukaryota; Metazoa; Arthropoda; Insecta; Diptera; Culicidae
Product: small integral membrane protein 8
Exons: 4
Coding region: 166-444 (92 amino acids)
Source: RefSeq, a predicted model, not a curated record
GGCCUGGUGAGAUUCUCAGAUUUGGUAUACCCUUUGCAAUAAAAGCAUGAAAUAAAUUAUUUAGUUCUUCAAGACAAGGUCGCUUUUUCAAUCAACUUUGUUUUCUGUAACAUGUGAAUAAAAGCUACUCAUCAAAAUCACGGAUCCUAGCGGCUAGAUUUGAAAAUGAGUGAGCCUCAGCAAACUAAGAAUCCACCAAAAUCCACCACGUCCCCUGGUGCGGGCAUACGUUCGUUACGUUCGACCAACGUUUUCCGGGCUAUAAACUUUGAGCUGUACGCUAAACCGAACGCUGUUAUUAUGGGACUUGGAUUAGUUGCGAUUGGCAUAACCUUUGGUUACAUUGCCUAUAUGCGAGCAAAGUACGAAGGACUUGGAUAUUACACGGCUAUUCAAGAAGAUGGAAAGGAAAUUUUUGUAAAGAAAAAGUCCAAAUGGGAAUAAUUUUACCAUUAAAAAAAACAUGUUGAUUUUAAUUACCUCUUGAGUUUUUUUUUUCUAAAGUUAUUACUUUCUUGUGAGAGUUUAUGAUUUUCUUUUCCCACGAAAAAAAAAAACAAUCUUUGGCUCGAAUGGUUUUUAUUAUUCGAUAUUAUACAGCAUCUCACAAAGAUAAGACUGAUCUCAAACCCACACUUCUCAGUAAAAUGUUCAGAUUUUCACUGCUGUCAUUAUUUGUAUUAUGCUUGAUCUCAGAAUGUAGUUUAGUCUUUCAUCUCAUUGUUGUGUUAUAAAUUUACAUUAUGUACUCGUAAAAAAAACUAAUUCUGAAAUAAUUUCGAUGUAGCUGUUUACUUGUCUACAUUUCAACACAA